This is a messenger RNA of Austrofundulus limnaeus, 3201 nucleotides long. It is a transcript of the gene p4ha1b, whose product is annotated as prolyl 4-hydroxylase, alpha polypeptide I b. Gene Ontology annotation, cellular component: endoplasmic reticulum. NCBI's taxonomy places the organism in Eukaryota, Metazoa, Chordata, Actinopteri, Cyprinodontiformes, Rivulidae. Gene Ontology annotation, biological process: peptidyl-proline hydroxylation to 4-hydroxy-L-proline. Bases 420 to 2069 code for a protein of 549 amino acids. Gene Ontology annotation, molecular function: protein binding; L-ascorbic acid binding; iron ion binding. The transcript is spliced from 15 exons. The record is from RefSeq and is a predicted model, not a curated record.
AAAAACUGACAGUGUCCUUUGACUUGCCUAUAUUAUCAAUGAUUCUAACAUAUUUGGACAUUAAAGUGCAGUCUGAAUAUUUGACACAACGGCCUGCCAUACMUUGGGCAAUUUUUCUACUAGAAAUCUUCAAAUACUUUUCCGUGCUCGUCGUGUCACUACGGGUGAAAACGACUGCACAUUCCGAACGACAGCCCCCUGAAAAAUGAGCGAGAAGGGCUGCAUGUGAGCCUGCACGUAGCAUUCGGGCCCAAGACUUUUACAAAUCCAGCCCCAACCCAUCAGAUAGCCAACAGCACAUCGAAACAUCACAAGAUAGGAGGAACCACCGGAGACUUCUCACCGUUAACUUCUUCACCGAGUCCAGCCCGAGGAGAGGACCUAAAAGCCCGCCGCGGGGACUCUUCUGCUGCCACAGGAUGCCCAGACCGAGGAUGGAGCUAACAUGUUGGUGCUUUUUGCUGCUGAGCUGCCUGCAGUCGCUGUCGGCUCACAAUGACUUCUUCACCUCCAUAGGCCAGAUGACGGAUCUGUUAUAUACAGAAAAGGACCUCGUCACAUCUCUGAAAGACUACAUCAGAGCAGAGGAAAAUAAACUAGAGCGGGUCAAAAGGUGGGCUGACAAGUUGGAUUCCUUGACAGCGACAGCCACUCAGGACCCUGAAGGCUUCCUGGGCCAUCCUGUUAAUGCCUUCAAACUGAUGAAGAGGCUGAACACAGAGUGGGGAGACCUGGAGAGUCUUGUACUUAGUGACACCACUGAUGGAUUUAUUUCCAACCUGACCAUCCAGAGGCAGUACUUUCCCACAGAGGAGGACCAAACUGGGGCUGCUAAAGCUCUGCUCCGUCUACAAGACACCUAUAAACUGGAUGCCAACACUAUCUCCACAGGAAAUCUGCCUGGAGUGAAACACAAGAGCCAUAUGACAGUGGAGGACUGUUACGAGCUGGGUAAAAUUGCCUACUCGGAUGUCGAUUACUAUCACACUGAACUGUGGAUGGCCCAGGCUCUGAAACAACUCGAUGAGGGAGAGGAGUCCACCAUAGAUAAAGUGACGGUGCUGGACUACCUGAGUUACGCCAUCUACCAGCAGGGGGAGAUAGAGCGAGCGCUGGAGUUCACCAAGAGGCUGCUGGAGCUGGAUCCAGAUCACCAGCGUGCCAAAGGCAACGUGAAGUACUUUGAGUUCCAGCUGGAGAAGCAGAAAAAAYCUACCGAAGACGACACGGAUACACAAAAGGAGAGAGAGAAAAGGGAAACGCCAGAAAAGAAAAAGAAGAAGAAGGUGUCCAAAAAGGCCUUCUCACUGAUUCCAGAGAGGAAGAAGUACGAGAUGCUUUGUCGUGGGGAAGGUAUCAAAAUGACUCCACGCCGUCAGAGUCGGCUGUUUUGCCGCUACUACGACAACAACCGCAGCCCCAAACUCCUGCUGGCGCCGGUCAAACAGCAAGAUGAAUGGGACCGCCCCUACAUCGUCCGCUACAUCGACAUCAUCUCAGACGCUGAAAUUGAGAAAGUCAAGCAGCUGGCGAAACCUCGAUUAAGGCGAGCCACGGUGCAUGACCCCCAAACUGGGAAACUUACCACAGCCCAAUACAGAGUCUCCAAGAGUGCUUGGCUCACUUCUUAUGAAGAUCCAGCAAUCGAAAUAAUCAACCAGAGAAUUGAGGACGUUACAGGUUUGGAAGUGGACACAGCAGAGGAGCUGCAGGUUGCAAAUUACGGUGUUGGAGGGCAGUAUGAACCUCACUUUGACUUCGGAAGGAAAGAUGAGCCAGAUGCUUUUAAAGAACUCGGUACYGGGAAUCGCAUUGCAACGUGGCUUUUUUAUAUGAGUGAUGUAACUGCAGGUGGCGCCACAGUGUUCCCUGAUGUGGGGGCAGCAGUUAUGCCUAAAAAGAACACCGCUGUGUUCUGGUACAAUCUGUUUGCCAGCGGGGAAGGAGACUAUAGCACCCGACAUGCAGCCUGUCCUGUGCUGGUGGGCAACAAGUGGGUGUCAAACAAGUGGAUCCACGAGCGAGGCCAGGAGUGGCGGCGACCUUGUGGCCUGAAUGAAACUGAUUGACGUUAACAAGAAAAAAAAAAACAAACAAAAAACAUCAUUUUCAACAAAUCCUCCUCCCUUCACCUUAUUCUUCCAUUAACCAACGAGGACCAGCGCUCACUGAAGCAGCUCRCAGAGGACACACGGCAUCCCUCCCUUCUCUGCAAACACUCAGCUUCUCUCCCCACCUGCUCUUCUCCGAGCCCAGAGGGUGUUUUGGUUCGCGGCGAGCCUCUGGCCAGCGUCAACACGGCCGUGACAGAUAACUCGUUCUUAAAGUUGUCGGAUGGUUUUGAGAAACACUAGAGCCUCGUUCGCUCCCAUGAGUCUUUUCCGUGCACUCUGAGUGAACUCCAGCUCCGCGGUGAGAUUAUCCYUCAAUUGUGACUGCUUCCCCCUCUUUAUGGUAAACUGUAGGGGGGAUAUUUUUAUAUUUUUAAGAGGCCUGAUUGAUUAACGGCAUCGUGCGAUUUAAAGAGCACUCGGCCCUUCGAGUUAUUUAAGAAAAAGAAACAAUCGUCUAAAUACGACGGUAAAACACACCACAGCUGUAAAAAUAAGUUUUUUACAGCACUAUCUUCUCAGCAGCUACUUUUCUUAUAYGUUCCAACUGAUGUUUAGUUUUUCUUUUGUUUCUGUGAAUAUAUGGAGGUGAUUUCUGCUUAAAAAAUAGAGCUGCGUGGCUGGAAAGAAACGGUAUAAAAAAGCAAAAAGGUCACACUCCAAAGAAGCAGAAAAUCUGCGCUCCGAGGCAAGGUUAUGUGUUGAAUGACAAAAAAUGUUUCAGUCACACAACGGGCAGGACUGAUUUUGACUUCCUGUUAUGCAUGUUGUCAUUUUACCACUCAUUUCACUCAACGUCUACACUUUAAUUUGAACAAGGACUCAUGGCAACCACAUUAUAUACACUCCCAACUUAACUGAACUGGGUGCAUUUGUUCAUCCAGUUUGUAAGAAAACAAAAUCGAGCAGUUGUGUUUUAUUUCUGAAAAGAUUGUGAAACGUUUGUGAGUCCAUGUUGGGUUUUCUGAACGAAAAAUGCAUCUUAUUUAUAUGCCUUAAGCAAUUUCUUUUUGUUAUAUUCUUUUAAUAAAUUCUCAAGUGUCCUUUUUUUAAUAAAAAAAAAACUUUGUAUUGAUCUGAGAACAAUGAA